UUGACGCAGGAUCGGACUGCGCUCAGGUACACCGUCGCAUCACACUCACAGAGAGAGGGAGGCAGAGGAACGAUAUUUAUAGCCUAGAGCGAGGCUGGAGAACAGACAGAGCCAAAGCUUGGGAAGCAGCAUCGACCAGAGAGGCGCACAAACGAGGGCGAACCAAACAUGAAAGCCUUCCUUUUAUUAUUUGGAGCUGCGGUGGUUGCGCUGACACGCGCAGCCGCUUCCGACGGGGAGAUCUCCUUCGAGUACCAUCGCUAUGACGAGCUGCGGAAAGCGCUGGUGUCGGUGUGGUUGCAGUGUCCGACCGUCACCCGCAUCUACACCACUGGAGAGAGCUUUGAGGGCCGCGAGCUGCUGGUGCUGGAGAUGACCGACAACCCCGGAACGCACGAGCCUGGUGAGCCGGAGUUUAAGUACAUUGCCAACAUGCACGGCAAUGAGGCAGUGGGGAGAGAGCUGCUCAUCUACCUGGCCCAGUAUCUCUGCAACCAGUAUCAACAAGGCAACGAGACCAUCAUCGACCUCAUCCACAACACCCGCAUCCACCUGAUGCCCUCCAUGAACCCUGAUGGCUUUGAGAAGGCGGCGUCACAGCCUGGAGAGAUCAAGGACUGGUUUGUGGGGCGCAGUAAUGCGCAGGGGAUCGACCUGAACAGGAACUUCCCUGACCUGGACCGCAUCGUCUACAUCAACGAGCGAGAGGGCGGAGCCAACCACCACCUGCUACAGAACAUGAAAAAGGCCGUGGAUGAAAACCCAAAGCUGGCUCCAGAGACCAAGGCAGUAAUCCACUGGAUCAUGGACAUCCCCUUUGUCCUCUCUGCAAACCUGCAUGGAGGAGAUGUUGUAGCCAACUAUCCAUAUGAUGAAACCAGAACUGGAUCCACCCACGAGUACAGUGCUAGUCCAGAUGAUGUGACCUUCAAGUCUCUGGCUAAAGCAUAUUCCAUGUACAACCCUGUCAUGUCUGACCCUCAGCGGCCCCCCUGCCGGAAGAAUGACGACGACUCCAGCUUCAAGGAUGGCAUCACUAAUGGCGGAGCGUGGUACAGUGUGCCUGGAGGUAUGCAAGACUUCAAUUACCUCAGCAGCAACUGCUUUGAGAUCACUCUGGAGCUCAGCUGCGACAAGUUCCCCAGUGAAGACACGCUGAAGACCUACUGGGAGCAGAACCGCAACUCCCUCGUCAACUACAUCGAGCAGGUUCACCGUGGCGUGAAGGGCUUUGUCCGUGAUCUGCAGGGAAACCCCAUUUCCAAUGCCACCAUCUCUGUGGAGGGCAUAGACCAUGACAUCACCUCAGCCAAAGAUGGAGACUACUGGCGCAUUUUGGCUCCAGGAAACUACAAAGUAGCAGCCACUGCACCAGGAUACCUGACUGUCAUCAAGAAGGUGGCUGUCCCCUACAGCCCUGCAGCUCGGGUAGACUUCGAGCUGGAGUCAUUGAUGGAGAGGAAGGAGGAGGAGCGGGAGGAGCUGAUGGACUGGUGGAAGAUGAUGUCAGAGACACUAAACUUCUAGAGCGUCUGUCUCAACGGUCCGACCAUUCGCACAUCGAUGUAGAAAACCCAUUCUGUGUGCCCGUCCACUCUAAAGAGGAUAUAUAUAUAUAUAUACAAAAUAUCAUCUCUUUCCAGUUGUUUUUCGAUCACACCUUUGAUUAUCUUCUUUGCCUCACAACUCCUGUAGAUGGUCUGAAUGUUCUGCACGCAGUGAAAGACAAGCAAGAGGCGAGCGGGUGGCGGUGUGGCUGCUGUUGACUUCCGUGGCAUUGUGUUCUUUUGUUGUACACGUGAUUGGUAACCAUGGCACCUAUCUAUAUAACCGGUGAAUGAUGGCGUAAUUAGAGAAGCUGUUUACAUGGCUCUGUUUAUGAGAAACCAUGAUUUUAUUUCUUCCUGUUUUAAAUGUCUCUGUUUUUCCGGUCUUUAGUACACACACACACAGAAAGUUACUGCACACAAAACGUCUCUCCUCCUAUCAUCUUUAAUCACAGUGUGUGAAAAUUUUAUGUUACUGUACUGUAAUAUAAUUUAAAAAAAAAGCAACAACACUAUAGUUCUGAUAUAAUCAGGGACAUUAGAAACACUGUAAUAUAACUGUACACAUUAUAUUGUAUGCAGUCCAUAAAGGCCGGCUCAUUUCCCUCAUCUGUUAGUGAUGUUGAGAUUUUUUUAAACAGCAGCACAGCUUUGAGUUUAGCACAAGAAUGAAUAUAAUAUUUAAUGUAUUUAUGACUUAGGUACAGCAAGAAAUAUAUCGCUAAUUUGGUUCCCUUAACGCAAAUAGAAACGUCUUGUCAGACUGACCUCUGUUAGUUCACUGCACAUGCAUGUAAGGAAGUGUCAGAGAAAUUGCUUUUUAGAGAUGAAUUAUUGUAAAACUCUAUUCUUAACCUAAAAAAAAUGCUGUGGAUGCAGUUUAACAAAACUGGACCUCCAGAAAUGAAUGUACAGAGAAAGAAACUUUUUAAGUGUCAUGAAUGGCCUGAUCAAUAAAAUUCCCCCCUUUAUGUUGUCAAA
Molecule: messenger RNA, 2528 nt
Organism: Oryzias latipes (Japanese medaka)
Lineage: Eukaryota; Metazoa; Chordata; Actinopteri; Beloniformes; Adrianichthyidae
Source: RefSeq, a predicted model, not a curated record